This is a messenger RNA of Oncorhynchus masou masou (cherry salmon), 1891 nucleotides long. RefSeq names its product interleukin-34-like. The transcript has 7 exons. The record is from RefSeq and is a predicted model, not a curated record. Gene Ontology annotation, biological process: positive regulation of monocyte differentiation; positive regulation of protein phosphorylation; positive regulation of macrophage differentiation. NCBI's taxonomy places the organism in Eukaryota, Metazoa, Chordata, Actinopteri, Salmoniformes, Salmonidae. Bases 993 to 1688 code for a protein of 231 amino acids. Gene Ontology annotation, molecular function: macrophage colony-stimulating factor receptor binding.
UUGUGCAAGUUUGAAUAUUGAAUUCGAAUUUGUUACGCUUUGCGCAAAUAUUGGAACUGCUGCGUUUCAUAGGCUGCUGCGCUGCCCACUUUUGUUAUACAGUCAUACAUAUUGUUAUUAAAAGAUAAUAAAUAUGUUGACGAUAUUAUGCUAUGCAUUUUAUUGUUACAUACAGUACCAUGUGUGUCCAGACAUGUGUCAUUUUGGCACUGUCCUCCACCUUUCUAUAAAUUACAGCUAUGAUGUGUGAUUCAUUUUCUUGAUAUCAAAUUUGAUCAUUUUUCAUCAUUUUGGGGGGGGGGGACUGAUCAUGGAAAUUCACAUGUGAAUGAAUAAUCACAUCAUUCACAUUCGGUGUACAUAGACCCAAAUUUGAAUUUGAUGACGGUCUCGAGAUUGCAAAUGAAUUAUUACUAGAUUGUAUCACUGAUAUAUUAACCUUACUUAACAACGUUGUAUUUAUAAGUCUGUAAUAACCGUAUUAUAUUGGCGUUACUGCAAGUGAAUGUGCGUUAUAGAAUCAUUAUUCGAAUUAUUAUUUAAUUGACAAAGAUUGCAGAGCAUUUACAGACAUCUAGUAAUAAUUCCUGGUUAAGUGAGGGAAAGUCAUUACUAGAGUGGAGUUCUUUAUGCACUGGUUUUGGCAAUGCAGUACUUUAAACUUCAAACUCAGCUAAUGACCCAUGUCUCCUUUUGACAUAAAGUGGUUGGUGCCCUAGAUGUACACGUGUGUCUGUCAUGAAAUAUCAGUUUAAACUUAUUUCCUGUCCGUUCAACCUCAAAAUCUCCGAGGAAGGCCUUGAGGCUGGUACAUAAAGCUAAUAAAGAGCAGUGGUACUAGCAAGAGCAGUGUGGGGUUAUUUAUUUUUUCUCUGUUCUUUCAACCUGACAAGGGGUAACACGGAGCGAAAACGGCCUGGUGGUGCUCUGGAACAGUGUGGGCUCUGAGUCGGAGGCCUCCAGCGUGUUUAGACAGGGACCUCAGUUGGACUAUGUGCCAGCCAACAACCUGGCUCCUGGGUGGGCUAUUCGGUUUGAUGUGGGUAAUACCGGUUUUGAUGACACCCACAACAUUGGCCCAGUGCAAGUCGUUGAAGACAUUGGAAACAAAACUCACCGACAGAAGACGUAACUUUAAGCACAAUUUCCCCAUUAAUUACACCAUCAGAGUUCACUAUGAAGAGAUCUUCAAACUCUGCAACAUCAGCAGGCUGCUGUUCCUCCUCCUAUCCCGCUUCCCACUACGUCACUUUAUCUCUGUUCUGUCCCUCCAGAGGGUGAGGGUGGUGGAUCUGGAGGAGGGGGACCUGCAGGGUGUGUGGCUGUUGGUCAACCAGGAGGUGUUGAAGAGAAUCUUGAGGGUCCUGCCAGAGAGACAUCCCUCCUACAAGUACACCUCCGAUCUGGAAGAUCUCUUCAGGAAGAUCCAGCAGGUGUUCCCACCACAGAGUGAUGAGAGAGAGCCCCCAGAGCGAAUAGAGGAGAUCUACAAUAGAGUGAAGGAGCCCAACUCAAAAGGGUGGAGGUUCGUGACCCCCAAAUCCCUGUUGGAUAACUGCUAUAGAACAAUGCACUGUCUCUUCAAAAACUGCUUUCCCAGUGAAGAUGGAGAGCAAGACUAUUGUAGCACUCUUCACUGGCGGAAGGGCAGAAAGAGACAACUACAGGAAACCCGAGGAGGACGUUAAUUUCCAAACAUUGCAAAUAUACACUGAGUGUAAAAAACAUUAAGUACACCUUCUUAAUAUUUAGUUGCACCCCAUCCAGAACAGCCUCAAUUCGUUAGAGCUUGUUGACUCCAAUGCUUCCCACAUUUGUGUCAAGUUGGCUGGAUGUCCUUUGGGUGGUGAACCAUUCUUAAUACACACAAUAAACUGUUGAAUGUGAAAAA